This is a messenger RNA of Eubalaena glacialis (North Atlantic right whale), 1656 nucleotides long. It is a transcript of the gene TESPA1, whose product is annotated as thymocyte expressed, positive selection associated 1. Lineage: Eukaryota; Metazoa; Chordata; Mammalia; Artiodactyla; Balaenidae. The coding region runs from base 1 to 1656 and encodes 551 amino acids. The transcript has 10 exons. Gene Ontology annotation, molecular function: signaling receptor binding. The record is from RefSeq and is a predicted model, not a curated record.
AUGGAGGGCUCUGUGCUGAGCCCCACGUCCUGGGAGAGGCGACGGGCCUGGCUCCGACAGAGCCGCCACUGGCAGACCCAGGUCCUGGAAGAGGAGGCCGCCGCAGCCCUGCAGGGUGUCCCAGAUCCCGAGCCUUCUGGCCUGGAUGAUGUUUUCCAGGAAGGGAAUCCAAUCAACAAGAUUGAAGACUGGCUGCAGGAUUGUGGAUACUUUGAAGAAGGGUUUUUUGAGGAAGCAGGACAGCCGAUCCACAACGGGUGCCCCAGCCAUGGAACCAGCUUUGAAGAUGACUUGACCCUCGGAGCAGAAGCCACACUGUUGGCCGCCAACAGCAAACUCUUCUCCAGGAGUUUCCUGGAGACAGCCCGGCCUGGGCAGCUACUGGAUCUUGGCUGCAGUUUGGCUUCCAGCAGCAUGACUGGUGGGACCAACAAGACUAGUUCAAGCAUCUCAGAGAUUCUGGACAAGGUGCAAGAAGAUGCAGAAGAUGUCCUUUUCAGUCUGGGCUUUGGCCAGGAGGACCACAAAGACACUUCUCGAAUUCCUGCCCGAUUUUUCACCACCCCCUCUCAGGCCAAAGGCAUUGAUUUCCAGCUCUUCCUGAAGUCCCAGAUGCGGAGGAUUGAGAUGGAAGACCCGUGCCUCAUGCUGGCCAGCAGGUUUAAGCAAGUGCAAACACUGGCCGUCACCGCCGAUGCCUUCUUCUGUCUCUACUCCUACGUAUCUAAGACCCCUGUCCAAAAGUUCACACCAUCCCACAUGUUCUGGAAUUGCAACCCAACUGAUGUGCCAUCCGUCAAGAUUCUGGCCCCAGAACCUGAACCUCACUCACCCAGAGAGCGCCUCCGGAAAGCCAUCUCCAAAAUGUGCCUGUACACAUGCCCACGAGAUAGGCUAUCACCACCCGACCACACCCCCAAAAGGAACAGUUUAGACCAGGUGGUGUGGGAAGUGAUGGACAGAGUGCGAGGAGAGAAGUUGGUCCUCCAGCAAGACCCUGGGUUUGGGCCAGUCCCACAGGGAGAUCCUGUGCCCCCCAUCAGGGGUACAAAGCUGCCCACUUCUUCCUGUCCAUGUGCCCUCUGCUUUAAAGAGGAAACACAGCAGGGGAUGUCCACAUUGCAAGAACCAUCAGAAACUCUGGAUUCUAACCCCUGUUGCACACAUUCUCUGCCCAGGGCAGAUCUACAGUGGAGCACAGACCCUGCACAGGUAAAGAGACAGCUGUGGGGUCUACAAGCCACCAGUAAGGAAGCCCAUUUAGCCAAGGAUGAGACCUUCUGGAAAAGAAAGAGCAGAGCAAGAAAGAGUCUGUUUCAGAAGAAUCCCAUGGGCAGGAAGGUUAAAUCACUGGACCUGUCCAUCAUCCAACAGCAAUGGAAACAGGGCCAAGAGAGAACAGAACUGCACCGAUCUCUAACCCAGCAGCUGCAGGACACUUUGGACUUGGAGGUGCAAAGCAACAGUGAGGAGGAGGAGAGCCACUGGCCCAGCAGAUCCAGAAACCACCACCUCUACCAGACGUUUGCUGGCAAAGACUCAGGAACCUUUCACCACCACCACAGCACAUGCUCUGACAGCAGCGGCUUCAUAGAAGAGCCUAACUCCCACCUCCUCUUGCAGGAGGCUGUAUGGCCUCCAAUAUCCAGCUCCUGA